Molecule: messenger RNA, 2790 nt
Organism: Scophthalmus maximus (turbot)
Lineage: Eukaryota; Metazoa; Chordata; Actinopteri; Pleuronectiformes; Scophthalmidae
Product: GTPase KRas
Exons: 5
Coding region: 332-895 (187 amino acids)
Biological process (GO): Ras protein signal transduction
Cellular component (GO): plasma membrane
Molecular function (GO): GDP binding; GTP binding; GTPase activity
Source: RefSeq, a predicted model, not a curated record
GGAUUAACGCGAAACCCCUCUGCCCCUAAUGAAUCACAAUGGAGACUAAAUAGGAGCUCGAGCGACUUCGGGCGUUUUAAUUCAUGUAUGACAUAAAGUUAGACUUUUUACAAGUUGCGACGGAAAUCGCUCGCAUUCACACUUUGACGCGUCGUCCUCGCCAGUGAAAGGGAAGUUGCGGACAGAGCCGCGAAGUGUUCCCACAAGUGUCUUUUUCGAACAAGGAAAUCGUCUCCGGCUAACGCUAUGUAGCGAGCUAAUCUCACUCGUCCGCUCGCGAACUCUGCUAGCUCUCGUCCCCACAGGCUGCGAUCGAUCCCCUCGCCGAGGCAUGACCGAGUACAAACUGGUGGUGGUGGGGGCCGGGGGCGUGGGGAAGAGCGCGCUCACCAUCCAGCUCAUCCAGAACCACUUCGUCGACGAAUAUGAUCCAACCAUCGAGGACUCGUACAGGAAGCAGGUGGUGAUUGACGGGGAGACGUGUCUGUUGGACAUCCUGGACACUGCGGGUCAGGAGGAGUACAGCGCCAUGAGGGACCAGUACAUGAGGACAGGGGAGGGCUUCCUCUGUGUGUUUGCCAUCAACAACUCCAAGUCCUUUGAGGACGUUCACCUCUACAGAGAGCAGAUCAACAGGGUGAAGGACAGCGACAGCGUUCCCAUGGUGCUGGUGGGGAACAAGAGCGACCUGAGUACCCGCACUGUGGCGACGCAACAGGCACAGGAGCUGGCGCGGAGCUACAGUGUGCCGUUUGUUGAGACGUCAGCCAAAACCAGACAGGGUGUGGAGGAAGCUUUCUAUUCGCUGGUACGGGAGAUUCGAAAAUAUAAGGAGACCAACCGCAGCAACAAGAAGAGCAAGAAGAACAAUCAGAGACGUUGCUUAAUACUAUAGCAAACCACACACAGCACCAGCUUCCUUUAAGGCACUUGUUUCAGGCUCCCUCACACACUGCAACUCCUCUGUCACUAUGGAGACCUUACAGUACAGCUCCAGUCCAGACAGGGUAGCAGGCAAAAUUCAUUUUUUACUGCUGUCAGUUUCCGCUAACAGUAUGUUGCUACAAGAUUCAUUCAUCCGACGUGCAGUUAUCUAUGUGAAUUCGGCAGGUUGUUGUUGUUUUGUUUGUUCUGAUGAACAACCAAAUAGAAGCGCUAGUUUUAAGAGGUAUGUCUUUCUUUUUGGUGAAGGUCAGCAUUUGUGAGAACUUGAAUUGCAUCCUUGGUAGAAAGGUGUCUUUUCACAAACCUGUGAGAAGUCGUCUAUCGAUAUUUCUGAUUAUAUAUAAUCCGGCCGGUGUUUUCAGCCCCUCUUGACUUUAAAGGGGCAGUAAGCAAUUUUAAUCGAAGGGAAUAAUUCAGGGAAUAAUUCCUCGCAGUCCACUAGCUGUUGGUUUUGUGUGCGCCGAUAAAAAUCUGGGUUUUUCGGCACGGACUGCACCACACUACACUAGUGUGCGGUUUCUAAAACAUCACAUGGCUACUGCUCAGGGGUUUUGGCCUCGUGGUUAGUGCGUCCGUGGGUACCGUCCGAGGCUGUGGGUUCGAGCCCAGACCAGCGUGGUCAGAAAAUCAACAACAAACAAUCUUUCUCCUAAAUCGCUUUUAAGGGUCAAGGGUUCACAGUGGUGCAUCACUCCGCUUUGCAGUCACAUCAGGUAACGAUUUGAAUUCAGCUUCGAGGAUUCAACAAACUGUUCAAGUGAAUUGACUUCGGACUAAAUGGGAAAACAGCAUUCUAUUGAUUUGGAUACUUUUUUGUUGUGAAAAUAUUUUGCUUCCAGACAGAUUUUCUUUCUGUCUUCCCCUGGUGUUUUUUCAUAGGAUGGUGUGGGUCCUCUGGGGCUUGAAACACAACAGCAAUAUAGUUGGGUUUAUAUUCUCCUCACAAAGAUCAUAUGUUAAUGAAAACACUGAUGUAUGAUAGCUUCACCACAGUAACAACAUCUUCAAAAUUGUGUUCCAGACUCCUUGGUGCACUUAAUUCAUUUGCUGUAAAGUGUUUAUUCUCAUAGAAUUUAGGAUUAGUGCUAGUGCCAGUUCAAAGGUUUACUCAGGAACAUGUUUUGUCAGAAACUGAGGAAUAACAGUAGUGUCAAAAGAUUGGUUGUGAUCUGAUAUAAUUCAAAGAAUCAGGCGUGCUGUUUGUUCAGCCCACACAGUCGCACUGGAUCCCAAAGUCCACUUUACAAUGAUUUUUUGUGUCAGUCCCAGUGUUGGUGGUGGUUUUAGUUGUGAGUCGUCGUGUCCAAUCACAGCUUAUGCUACACAUAACUCUACCAGAUGAUGUGUGUGCAAAUAUCCAUAUAUGGUAAUAUGUAACCAAUGUUUUCACUUAGCAGCCUCACAGUGACAGACAGUCUUGGGAUCUUAUCGUACUUGAUGCUGGGCAUAAGCAUAUUCAAAAGCAUAAGCAUUUUUUUAUAGCAGUGUUUGUCUUUGAUAAUUACCAUCGCUCUUAAAUGUAAUAGAUUUUAAAAUUUCUAUUUUUGUAGCAUACCAGAUUUCCCCAAUUAAAAAAUAUCUGUAUUAAAGUAACUGCUGUCCACACAAUUACUAAAAUAAUAUCAAAGUUCAAUGAGCUAGCAUUAGCCCAGUUGUAUUCUGCUAACAGAACUCCUAAUACCCAUCUCAUCAACUGGACUAAAUCUCAUUCCUUUGUAGUAAAAAAAAAAACAACCCAAAGGAAACUACAAAAACAUUAUUUGAUCUGAACAAAUCUGUUACUGACGGCUAUGUUCAAUCUGUAAUGCACUCUGAUGUAACAAACAAUUAAACGACUAGCUUUUA